This is a messenger RNA of Caenorhabditis sp. 36 PRJEB53466, 1117 nucleotides long. NCBI's taxonomy places the organism in Eukaryota, Metazoa, Nematoda, Chromadorea, Rhabditida, Rhabditidae. The record is from the annotation of a GenBank genome assembly.
AUGGUGAUGCGACCAAGUGCCGUUUACGCCGCCUGCGCGGUUCUCCUCGGAACUAGCGUUGUUUUCGCUCAAAACGGUCAGUUUUCUUCAUGCGGUACAGUAAUCCACUUCUUCGAUUCAUUUUCAGAUUCAUUCGAUCUGGUCGAUGCGAACAAUGAUGGAAAGCUGUCGGAGAAGGAGUUGAUCACUUUUAUGAGGAAGAGAGGAAGGCCCGACGGACAAGGUGAGCUUCAAGAGGAUACAUCUCAGCUACUUGAAAAGAUAUCAAAACGGUGCCAACUGAUAAAGUGUUUACUAGGAAUUUGUGUACAUUUUAUCGAUUGAUCACUCUUUGAUGUCUCUGCAGGUAGCUAAGAUACAUCGAUUUGAGUGUACGGUAUUCUCUCUACUAGAUCUUUGAUGUUCAACGCUUUGUUCGUACCUAACCGCGAAGCUACCAUUGCAAUUAAAUGACUCAUUUCUCAUUCCAUGUCAUCAGAUGAAGUGUGUGAUGUAAUGAAAUGGAAACUUUCACUUGCAGAAUACUUCCACCGCUUCGACCUCGAUCGCAACGGUCACCUGGACAUCUCUGAAUUCGUACCGCUCGUCUACGAGAUGUCGCGCCGUCCGGUCGACCUCGACUACGAAUUCUUCAAGAAAAUGGAUCUGAACGACGACGGGCUCGUCGACAAGGCAGAGGUGGAGAAGAUCCGAAAAGAGAAUAAUGACCGAAUCAUCGACGGGAUUCUCUCGAUUGCCGAUGUGAACAGAGACGGACAGUUGACGUACGCAGAAUUUAAAUCGCAUCUGAGCGGAGGGCAGAAGCCGUUGACUCCGGCCGACGAGCAGAGAAAUCAGGCGAUGCAGCUGCUGUCUUUCAUUGACGCGAACGGCGAUAACCGAUUGGACCAGUUGGAGUUGUACGCCUUCUCGCAGAAGACUGCCACCAACAAGGUAAGCGGGCACUAACUUUUCCUAAGCCAUAACCUGAUCCCAGGUGACCAAAUCGGAUGUCGAGCAGAUCUUCGCGAUGCUCGACAAGAACCUAGACGGAUUCUUGACCGAAACCGAGCUCGUCCACCUCGCGCAGCAGUUCUCGACCAUCGGAAACGUCAGAUCUUCCAUUCCGAAAGUUUGA